CAGCCGGAGAGUCGCGCCCCAUCUCCCCUCGUUUAGGCCCAGCCGCAGGAUCUGGGCCACUGCCUUUUGGCCUUUUUGCUGCACUUCCAAAGAGAGGGACCGUGUGUCAAGUGGAGCGCUGACAUCCCACCUGAGCGCUUUUGACAAGGUUACAGUUCUGAAACCCCCAGAGAGCGCACUCCGUGAAGCUGAUGUCUUCUUAAAUCAGCAGUGGUGUUGCGAUCGCUGUAGCUUCAGGAUUUCCGAGGCCUAUUUUUAGCCCCUUCCUUUUCUUGGUGCACAUCCGCAGGCAGGCCUGUCUACCUGUGGGGCCCUGAUCCCCCACUGCGAUGCACCGUGCUCUUGGAGGGUGCCCUGAGGUUUCCAUACUGAACUGCACUAAUGCGGGAAUGACAACAAGUGCCCACACUUAUGGAAACCCUGAGAUGGCCCCAGAAAAGCCUGCCAUUGCUCCGCCCGUCUUUGUGUUUCAGAAGGAUAAAGGACAAAAGUCCUCUGCAGAGCAAAAAGGCUUGUCGGAUUCGGGAGAGGAGCCUCGGGGGGAGGCUGUGGCCCCCCACCAUGGCAUGGGUCACCCCGAGGCAGCUGGGGAGCAUACCCUAGAGCCUCCCACCCCCACUAAUGCUUCAGCCAGCACUCCUUCGCGUCCCGCUCCUGAAGCCCAGCUUCUUCCUUUUCCGCGAGAACUGGCAGGGAGGUCAGCUGGCGGCUCCAGUCCGGAAGGUGGAGAAGAUUCAGACCGAGAAGAUGGGAAUUACUGCCCUCCUGUCAAGCGAGAAAGAACAUCGUCUUUAACCCACUUCCCACCUUCACAGUCAGUAUCAAAAAACAAUGUUUUUAUGCCGUCAACCUUCUGCGAGUCAUCUGCAGGCAAUUCUGACUCAGAACCAGAGGAAAAGAGCAGUGGGUUCCGGUUGAAGCCACCAACGCUCAUCCAUGGCCAGGCACCCAGUGCAGGUCUGCCGAGCCAGAAGCCCAAGGAGCAGCAGCGCAGCGUGCUCCGCCCAGCAGUGUUACAGGCCCCCCAGCCGAAGGCCCUCUCACAGACUGUCCCAAGCAGCGGCACCAACGGGGUCAGCAUCCCAGCAGACUGCACCGGGGCCGCGUCGUCGUCAUCACCUGACAACCCCGGCCAGAGGAGCCCCUCGGAACCUGCUGACGAGACCCAGGCACCUGAGGAGAAAGAGCCCCAGAAAAAUGAGUCUAGCAGUACAUCUGAGGAGGAAAACUGUGAGAAAAAAGAACAAGUUGCACAGCAAGCAUUUGUGUUUGGGCAAAACUUGAGGGACAGAGUGAAGUUAAUAAAUGAGAACAGUGACAUGACUGACAUGGAGAACGCCGGACACCCCAGCUCCGAAACGCCAACCGCGACAAACUAUUUCCUUCAGUAUAUCAGUUGCAGUUCAGAGAACUCGGCCAGCAGUGCCCACGCCUCCAGCAACAAGUUCGUGUUUGGCCAGAAUAUGAGCGAGCGUGUUUUGAGCCCCCCAAAGUUAACUGAGGUCAGUUCAGAUGCCAGCAGGGAAACCGCGGCUGCCGAGUCGGGGUCUGAGUCCGCUUCCCAGGAGGCCACCCCUGAGAAAGCUGAUGACAUUUCAGAGUCCCUGGUCGAGUCGGCAGCUGCCUACACCAAGGCAACCGCGCGGAAGUGUUUGUUGGAGAAAGUGGAGGUCAUCACCGGGGAGGAGGCGGAGAGCAACGUGUUACAGAUUCAGUGCAAGCUGUUUGUCUUUGACAAGACCUCGCAGUCGUGGGUAGAGAGAGGCCGUGGGCUGCUCAGACUCAACGACAUGGCCUCAACAGACGACGGGACGUUGCAGUCUCGCCUGGUGAUGCGGACCCAGGGCAGCCUGCGGCUGAUCCUGAACACCAAGCUGUGGGCCCAGAUGCAGAUCGACAAGGCCAGCGAGAAGAGCGUGCGCAUCACGGCCACGGACGCCGAGGGCCAGGGCGUCAAAGUCUUCCUUGUCUCGGCCAGCUCCAAGGACACGGGCCAGCUGUACGCAGCGCUGCACCACCGCAUCCUGGCCCUGCGUAGCCGCGUGGAGCAAGAGCAGGAGGCCAAGGAACCCGCCCCGGAGCCGGGGGUGGCCCCGUCCAACGAGGAGGACGACAGCGACGAUGAUGAUGACGUGUUGGCUCCCUCGGGGGCCACUGGAGGCGGCGCUGGUGACGAAGGGGACGGGCAGACAACCGGGAGCACAUAGCGGCUGGGCGCCCGGCUGCACGUGAGGCUGCUGCUUUGUCCGUCUGUCCGCCCGCCCACCCGCCCCUCCCCGCAGGCAGCGUCGAGGCGCGGGACUCGGGAAGCGCCACCCGCCGGGUCCGCCGCGCUCUGGGCCCGCACGUCCUGUUCACACGCAGACUCGGGGGCUGCCUGGAUGUGGUCUGGGACAUGAGACCUCAUCAUAUUGAUGAGAAAACGAAAAAGAACAUUUCUUCUCUCCCCUCCUUUGAAUUGAAAUGGCACAUUAAGACUUGUCACGGCUUCUCACUGGGGCUGGGGGACCUCGUUUCUUCAGCCCCUCGUGUCGCGGGCCUCUCCCCACCACCUCCACUGGGCGAGCAGGCACGGCCCGGCCAGGGCACAGGGGGGCAGGGCGUGGGGGACCCCGGGUGGGGGUGGGUGGGCCAGGCCGUGUGCAGAUCACGCCACCCCUCCCGGUGGGCUCAGCAGGCCUGGGUCCCCCACCCCAGCACACAGACGCGUAAACACUGGGCCUGCUGGGCAUUGAACUACUCUCUAUCUCCCCUUUCCCCUUCUCAUUUGGGGUUUACAUUUUGCAGAUCUUUUUUUUUAUUUUCAAAGGGUCUGUUUUCGUUUUCUUACAUUUCCUCAGAUGCUCUCGUGUGCUGAGCAGGUGCAGCUCCAUCGCACUCCUCGUGGCCCUGGCCUUGGGGCUGGGGCCUUGUUGGGGGGCUGAGAGGGCACUUGGCUGCUCUAGGGGGACCCCUAUUCGUUUCCCACCCUGGGUUCUUCCAGGCCGGGUUGUGGGAUGUUGAGGGGCUGGGCCCUGUUGCCUCGUUCUGGACAGAGUGUCCAAAAGGCCUCUGGACUGGGGGGUCCCUGCCCAUCUGCCACCCUCCAUCCUGGCCCCCCCGCCGUGCCUGCCUGUCCCCAGGCCCCCAGGUGCACGCCUGCCUCCCGCUGUGGGGCUGGGGGCCCUGGGAGAGGAGGGGACCCCUGCAGGCCUCUCUGUGGGGUGUGGGUCGGGGCUGGUCCCAGGCAGCAGGUUGCACCCACACCCCCGGAGGAUGGAGAGGAGGCCUCCCCUCGGCCGGACCCCACCUCGUGGGUGCCCUCGUGCGUCUCCACAGCCAGGGGCUCCCAGCCCCUCACGCCUGAGCACUGAGAAGACACUAGAAGAGGCCCCACCACGAGACCCAGCCACAACUCUGCUUUAAGCCUUAGCCGACUAGUGACAAGUAAAACCAGAUAGCGCCCAUGUGUUUUGGAACAUUUAUGUAAGAUUGUCAUAUGAAAUGUAUUUGGGAACUACAUUAAAACUUUUAACUAAAA
Molecule: messenger RNA, 3520 nt
Organism: Choloepus didactylus (southern two-toed sloth)
Lineage: Eukaryota; Metazoa; Chordata; Mammalia; Pilosa; Megalonychidae
Gene: RANBP3
Product: RAN binding protein 3
Exons: 18
Coding region: 330-2207 (625 amino acids)
Biological process (GO): protein export from nucleus
Cellular component (GO): cytoplasm; nuclear pore
Molecular function (GO): GTPase activator activity
Source: RefSeq, a predicted model, not a curated record